UUUGGUUCGAUAUUUUUUGGCUCCCGUCAUGACUUGGUUUCUGGUGCCGGGGAAGAAGCUGAAAGAUCAUCUCAACUUUCACUUCAAAAUACUAUUCUUAGAGUCCAUCCUUCUGUCUUGGAUAAGGGCCGAAGACAAGGAGAUCUGCCUGCCGCCCCUGGGCUGCUUCAGCACCGCCGAGCCGUUCUCUCACCUGCCGCUACCGUACCGCAGGGAGGAUGUCAACACCAGGUUCCACCUUCGCACACGUGAGAACCCGUACGAGGACCACGAGCUGAGGGCUGGGGAUGUGGCCGCCUUACAGAAGUCCAACUACGUGUCUAACGUCACAACUUACUUCGGCAUCCACGGCUUCUCUGGGUUCGACCCCCACGUCCCGUGGAGAGAGGAGUUUUUUGAGAGGCUGCUGAACAGGGAGAACGCCAACGUGAUAUUUGUGAGCUGGAUCGAGGGUUCCCUGACGGGCCUGAACCCCGCCCAAGCCGCCGCUAACGUCCGUGUCUCCGCUGCCGAGCUCGCGUACUUCUGCAAAUGGCUUCAGAACAUAACCGGCGUGUCCCUCCAGUCGUUCCACAUCGUGGGCUUCAGCUUCGGGGCACAGAUCGCGGGACUGGCGGGCGCACAGCUACCGGGGCUGGGCAGGAUCACUGGUCUGGACCCAGCCGCCAUGUACUUUGCCGAGUCUCCGCCCGAGGCCCGACUGGACCCGACAGAUGCCGAGUUUGUGGACAUCAUCCACACAGAUGCCGAGAUGUUGGGCGGGAUGGGUCCCAGUGGCAUGAGUCCGGUCGGUCACGUGGACUUUUACCCGAACGGCGGCACGAACCAACCCGGCUGCGAGUCGUUUCUCGGGGACCUGUUGACAUUCUGCGAUCACCGCAAGUCGAUCUACUACUUCUAUGGCAGUUUGGACUCCCAGAAUCCUCCACUCCGAUCGUACAGGUGCGACAGUCACGAGCGCUUCCUAGCGGGAACCUGCAUGAGCUGCAGGGCGAACCGCUGCAGGAGCAUAGGGAUAGACGCCACCAGAGUUCCCAGGAAGAAACACGUCAAGAUGUACUUGCACACGACGGCUGAAGAACCUUACAGAGUUUACCAUUACUCGGUGAGGAUACACUUCCGGCGCGGACGCGGCUCAGGGUACCACCGAAGACACGAGGGGCGAAGGGAGGGCCGCCUGUUCGUCACCCUACAUGGCAAGAAUGGGACCAGCCAAGAACUACCCCUCAAUAGCGGCGAACCCGUUACCAUGGUACCCGGGCAUCACGUCAGGUUCCUAGUGACGUCACAUGACAGGUUAGGUCGUCUGCACAGCGUGACGUUCCGCUGGGAUGACAGCGAAUCGGCCUCGCAAAACGAUGGCUUCAGUCUGUGGGACCUUUGGGGGAAACGUCGCAAGCGUGACCUCCGUGGUGAUGACGCCGUGUUUGAGGCAUUUGUCCGGAAGUACGGUGACGUGAUUGCCGACGUCACUUCCGGUGACGAAGCACGUAUGAGGAAGUACACCAGGCCUCGAGGUGUGAAAAGGAACGACUCCAACAAGCUGAUGGCACUGCAAGCGGUCUUACAAGUUUACCAUCCUUUCAUCAGUCUCAAAUUGCAGGACAAAGGUGGUAUUUGGAACACUACAAGUAAAAUAGACGACUCUGUUGACGGCACAACACGUCACGAUGACGUAAUGCACAUUAAUGGGAGCAAAGGAGGUAAUAAGCAUCAUAGUCGUCGACACGGUGAGGACGGAGCUCUCCUGAAGACUACGCCACGUAGACGUCAUCGCCGCUCGGAAAGUGACGUCAUGCACGUGAGAAAAAUCCGUGUGAAAUCGGGGGAAUCACAGGAAAGCUUGCACUUCUGCGCUGACGGACGCGAGCACCGGAUUCCGCAAAUCCGGAAAGGAGAGUGUGUCCGGUUUUCUCGAUGUGAGGGUUAG
Molecule: messenger RNA, 1930 nt
Organism: Branchiostoma floridae (Florida lancelet)
Lineage: Eukaryota; Metazoa; Chordata; Leptocardii; Amphioxiformes; Branchiostomatidae
Product: pancreatic lipase-related protein 2-like
Exons: 11
Coding region: 29-1930 (633 amino acids)
Biological process (GO): lipid metabolic process
Molecular function (GO): protein binding; lipase activity
Source: RefSeq, a predicted model, not a curated record